This is a messenger RNA of Salvia miltiorrhiza (redroot sage), 2091 nucleotides long. RefSeq names its product putative late blight resistance protein homolog R1A-10. NCBI's taxonomy places the organism in Eukaryota, Viridiplantae, Streptophyta, Magnoliopsida, Lamiales, Lamiaceae. Bases 1 to 2091 code for a protein of 696 amino acids. The record is from RefSeq and is a predicted model, not a curated record. Gene Ontology annotation, biological process: defense response to other organism. Gene Ontology annotation, molecular function: ADP binding. The transcript has 2 exons.
AUGGCUUACAAUCUUCAACCCCUCGUCUCCAUCCUUCAACAAAUCUUGAAUCCUGAACAAUCACGCUGGAUUCUUGAUCACAACAAACCACAACUCCAAUCCCUCCUCCAAAAAGCUGCUUCUCUGCACCAGAUUCUCGAAAAAUCUUCACUCCCCAAAAAUAUAGAGAAUUUGGAAAGUCAAAUCCAAGAAGCAGCACAUAGAGCAGAAGAUAUCAUUGAAUCUCAGAUGGUUGCUCAAAUGCUUUCCAGCCCUAAAGGCGUGAGCUUUACUUUUUCAACACCAGAUCUACAACAAGUAAUGCAACAACUUGAUUCUGUAAUGGAACAAGUGGUGAAGCUCGCGGAGGGGAAGACGAUGUCGAGUGGCAGUUCAACGAGUGGUGCUUCUCUGUUGCAAGAUCCGAGCUCGAAGAGCAUCGUGGUGGGAGUCGAUGAAGAUCUGGCGAAGUUGAAGGAUCGGCUGACCGGGAUGCAAAGCAAGCUGGAGAUCGUGCCCAUCGUAGGUAUGGGUGGUAUAGGUAAAACCACUCUUGCUCGAAAGCUUUAUGAAGAUCCUUCCAUUGUUGAGCACUUUAGCUAUCUUGCUUGGACCACAAUUUCACAAGAUUACAAUAUGCGGUCAAUUCUAUUAAGCCUUCUCCGCUGUAUAAUUGGAAAAGAAGAAUGUGACAAACAUAAUGAAAAGGUAGAUAGUGAGUUAAAAGAUAUCUUGUAUAGGAGCUUGUAUGGUAGAAUAUACAUGAUUGUAUUAGAUGAUAUAUGGAGCACCACAUUUUGGGAUGAGAUAAGGAUGUACUUCCCGGACAACAACAACAGGAGUCGGAUUGUGAUCACCACUAGGGAAUCAGAUGUCGCCAAAUAUGCAGACUCGAAGAAUCUGCAGCAUCAGGUGCAGUUGUUGAGCGAGUCUCAAAGUUGGGAUCUUCUUAGCCAAAUUGUGUUUGGAGAAGAGGAUUGCCCUCAUGAACUGCAAGGGAUUGGAGAGAAGAUUGCGAGUGAUUGCAGUGGGCUUCCUCUAGCUAUCAGUGUGAUUGGAGGGCUGUUGUCAAAGGUGGAAAGGUUAAAAGAGGCUUGGGAGAAUAUUGGGAACGACGUAAGAGCUGCAAUUGGUGAAUCAGACAAGCAGUUCUCCAAUAUACUAUCCUUAAGUUAUAACCAUUUGCCGGUUCACUUGAAGCCAUGUUUCCUAUAUAUGGGAGCAUUCCCUGAAGAUUACCAGAUUAAGGCCUCAAAACUCAUUUGUAUGUGGAUAGGUGAAGGAUUUGUGAAAUCUAAUGGAGAAAAAAGUUUGGAAGAAGAGGCAGAGGAAUAUUUAAAGGCACUCAUCGAGAGGAAUCUACUUUUGGUUAGACGUUCUAAUUGGUAUGGAAAAGCAAAGGGGUACAGCAUGCAUGAUGUUUUGAGAGAUUUAUGCAUGAGGAAAGCUGAUGAUGAGAAGUUUCUACAUGUCAAGAAUUCUGCAGAGGUCACAUUCUCUAACACGCGUCGUGUGAGUAUUGACAAAUCAUAUGGAAUGGAAGAUACUUAUGAGUAUGCUUCAUCAGGGAUGUCACUUGCUCGAUCAUUUCUAUUCUUUAUCGAGGUGGAUCAGAUUCUACCUCCCAUGGUUUUCACAUUAAGCUUGCUUAGGGUGUUGGAUUUAUUGGAAAUGCAUAAGGAUAAGAUUAAGUUCCUGGAAGAAAUAUUACAACUCGUGAACUUACGCUACUUAGCUAUCAGCUGCAAUUCAUUACCUAGAAGUGGAAUCUCAAGAUUGUGUAAUUUGCAAACAUUGAUUGCUAAUCUAUUCGACCACUCUGCCCCAGCUGACUUGUGGGAGAUGUCUGAGUUAAGACAUCUCAUCAUGUUGAAUAGGCCACUCUGUAUAGGAGAUGAUUACAUGAAAAAAAUUGUUCUGAAGAAGCUGCAGGCGAUAUGGAGUGUGAGGCUAAAUCUGUCAGUGAUUAGAAGGGGUUUCUUGGAAAGCAUUCCAAAUGUAAAAAGACUGGGAAUCAGAAUUAGUUCUGGAGUGUUGUGUAAUAACUCCGGUAGCGACGACGGCUCUGUGUGCACUACCAAAUCUGGAAUUGCUCAAGCUACUCAAAUGUGA